Tripterygium wilfordii is the source of this 2744-nucleotide messenger RNA. Its product is annotated as cation/H(+) antiporter 24. Gene Ontology annotation, molecular function: antiporter activity. NCBI's taxonomy places the organism in Eukaryota, Viridiplantae, Streptophyta, Magnoliopsida, Celastrales, Celastraceae. Gene Ontology annotation, biological process: proton transmembrane transport; regulation of pH. Gene Ontology annotation, cellular component: endomembrane system; membrane. The coding region runs from base 148 to 2520 and encodes 790 amino acids. The record is from RefSeq and is a predicted model, not a curated record. The transcript is spliced from 4 exons.
CGCACGUCCACAUCCCCUCCCUUGCGAGCUCCUCUCUCUCAGAGACGCACACACUCUCUCUCUCUAAUGUUGCAUGGUUAGGUUUAUCCCAGCCAAUCAUUCUCUUCCGACGUCGGGCAAUUUGGCCAGUACGGCAAUAACAAGAAGAUGGUGGUGGAAGGGAAGGCGGCGACAGCUCAUCGUAUGUCGUAUGGGUUUUCGGAUCAAUUACAUUCACGGUUUCUAGUUAUAUGUCAAAAAUCUAAGGGUGGUAAUCCUCUCGGUAUCUUCCAAGGUGAUCCUUUGAACAACUCCUUCGGUCUCAUCUUACUUGAGAUUGCCAUCGUUCUCGUGGCUUCUCGCACUGUUCGUUUUCUUCUGAAACCUCUCAAGCAGCCAAGAGUCAUCUCCGAUCUGAUUGGUGGUAUAUUUGUUGGACCGUCUCUGCUAGGCCAUAACAAGACGUUCUCGACUCAUUUGUUCCCAGAGAAUACGAAAUUCGUGGUGAGGAACAUGGGGCUCAUGGGUUUCAUGUAUUUUCUUUUCAUCUCCGGUGUGAAAAUGGAUCUCACGUUGGUUAAAAAAUCAGGAAGAAAGCAUGUGGUCAUAGCCUUUCUUGGAGUGCUUGCUCCUAUAUUGGCAGUGAUAGGUUUGUCUUGUAUUAUUAGACCACUUAUGGACAAAGAACUCGCUAAGGAUUCUUCAAUUGGAGCAGUUGCUGCAUCUGUGGCCAUCCCUGCUUUUCCAGUACUCUUCCCAAUCCUCAAAGAGCUUAAUUUACUCAGCUCCGAAGUGGGCCGGAUGGCACUGUCAACUGCCAUAAUAAGCGAUGCAAUCGGUCUCAACGCAAUUGCUGGGUUUGAAGCAAUAAAACAGGGUGAAGCAAAGAGUACAUACACAAUAUGGUAUGUGAUUUCAACAAUUGUUUUAGCACUAUUCAUGGUCACUGUUGUUCGGAAAUUUAUGAUCUGGAUCAUUGAGAGGACUCCGGAAGGAAAACCUGUUGAUCAGAGCUAUGUGACUAUCAUUUUAUUGGGUGUUCUUGUGAUUGGGUUUCUCACAGACAUGUUUGGCAUUGCAAUCGGAAACGGGCCUCUCUGGCUGGGGCUGGUGAUUCCUGACGGUCCUCCGCUCGGAUCCACUCUUGUGGAUAAGAGUGAGACGUUUAUAAUGGAAAUAUUGAUGCCAUUUUCUUUUACCUAUAUUGGGCUAUACACGGAUGUGUACUCCAUGGCCUCGAUUGGAUGGUCUGGUGUUGCACCUUUGUUUUAUAUGGUGUUGAUUGGGUAUGCAUUCAAGUUUAUUGCGACUCUGUUACCUUCUCUGUUCUAUAAUAUACCAGUAAGAGACAGUCUCACUCUUAGUCUCAUAAUGAGCUUAAGAGGCCAAGUGGAGAUUUUGCUCUUCCUUCACUGGAUGGACAAGAAGAUAAUAGGGAUACCACGCUUCAGUUUGAUGAUUUUGUUAACAAUGGCAGUGACUGCCGUAGCUACACCUCUAAUUGCAUUCUUUUACGACCCGACAAGGCCUUAUAUGGUCAACAAGAGAAGAACCAUUCAACACACUCCUCCAAACACAGAUAUUGGAAUAAUCCUCUGCAUUCAUGACCAAGAAAGUGUGAAUGGACUAAUCAACCUUCUUGAAAUCUCCUACCCUACCACAACAAGCAGAUUCAGUGUAUAUGCGAUCCAUCUUGUCGAGCUUCUUGGCCGUGCUGCUCCGGUCUUUGUUGACCAUGACAAGGAGGAGGAAGAUGACAGAUACUGUAAUGCUCACACUGCAGACGACACCAUUUACAGUGCCUUAAAGCUUUACCAAGAAGUGAGAGCGGAGUUUGUGAACAUACACGCGUUCACAGUCCAAGCGCCAAACCGAACUAUGUACCAGAAUAUCUGUGAAAUGGCUUUACUUAACAAAGCCACCAUUAUUAUCGUACCCUACCAUAAAGAGCACUUGGAUGGUGUUACUGGGAUUGUUCGAAGGGGGAUUCAAUCGGUCAAUUCAAGUGUUUUAGUUCAUGCACCGUGCUCGGUUGGGGUUCUUGUGGAUAAGGGUGAACUCCGGCAACCCAUUGUUGGAUUGAGAGUGAGAAAGGUGGAAUUGAACUUUGUUGUGCUUUUCUUAGGGGGAGCAGAUUCACGUGAAGCGCUUGCUUAUGCAGACAGGAUGGUAAUGAACCCUGAUGUGACAUUGACAGUGAUAAGGUUUCUUUCGCAUAACAAUGAAGGAGAUAAUGAGAUGGAGAAGAAGCUCGACGAUGGGAUUGUGACUUCGUUUUGGGUGAAGAACGAAGCAAACGAUAGAGUGCUUUAUAGAGAAGUUGUGGUGAAGAAUGGUGAAGAAACAGUUGCUGCCAUACAAGCGUUGAAUGAUGGACUUUAUGAUUUGUGGAUUGUGGGGAGGCAACAGGGGAUUAAUCCAGUCCUUUUGGAGGGACUAUCGAAUUGGAGUGAGAAUAUUCAAGAACUAGGUGUGAUUGGAGAUAUUGUUGCGAUGGCUGAUUUUGCAAGUAAUGGAUCUGUUUUGGUGAUUCAACAGUAGAUAUUGAGAGGCCAAGGGACUACAGAAAAUCUCCAUGCAAUUUACUUUCACGUUUUGUAUAGUUUUUUUUUUCCCCUUCAUUCUCUCUCUUUAAUUUGUCUGUUUCAUGUAUAGAUUCAUCAAUUAUAAUUUAUCAGUGAUUAAGGAUUCAAUUCAUUUACUUUGGUUCUUAGAUAGAAAGGGUUUAUAAGGGAACUAGUAAGGUGUAUAAAUUUUUUGUUAUA